GGGAAGGAGGGCUAAUCAAACUACAAUGGCCCACCCAGACUGCAGAAACACGUCGAAUCCGUACCACGAAUGCAGUGCAUAUUGCUUCAGAAUCAUUGCUGAGGCCAAGGCUCAUGAUAGGAGAGAUUCGGAAGUAGCAGACGCUAACGCGGAGGGCAGCCACUCUAAGCUACCUUAUCAUGAGGUUGCAGCUUCGCGUGAUGAGAUAUAUGAUGCUGAAGAGCUUGCUAACGAUGAUAACAAACCGCCAGUUGAGGAAAAUGUGGAGGGGGACAUCGCUAAACUUACAGGAAGGAAGAAGAAAUUGUUUGAUUUAAGCCCUAAGAUGAAUGAGGCGAGGAAGGCUAAUCAAACUGCAGUGGCCUACCUGGACUGCAGGAACGUGUUGAAUCCGUACCACGAAUGCAGUGCAUAUUGCUUCAGAAUCAUCGCUGAGGCCAAAGCUCAUGAUAAGAGAGGUUCGGGUUGGUGUUCUCUGUAUGUGCUUCUGAGUUUUCCGCCAUAUCCAGUUGCUCAAUGUCAAUCACUCUUCUUUUGAGCUUGUAUGUGAUUAACAAAUGAAAUUCUGUCAUGGUGCGUCCUUUGCUGAUGGGCUGUGCAGGUAUGUAGGUUUUUGUCUUUUGGAGAAUUUGAGAAGUGUCAUGGCUUGUGAUCAGUUGGGCAAUAGAAAGU
This is a messenger RNA of Syzygium oleosum, 672 nucleotides long. RefSeq lists its product as uncharacterized. Lineage: Eukaryota; Viridiplantae; Streptophyta; Magnoliopsida; Myrtales; Myrtaceae. Bases 26 to 538 code for a protein of 170 amino acids. Gene Ontology annotation, cellular component: Prp19 complex; catalytic step 2 spliceosome; post-mRNA release spliceosomal complex. The record is from RefSeq and is a predicted model, not a curated record. The transcript is spliced from 3 exons.